CUGCUGCUGCCUUUUGCACUGUCUCCACUUUCAGAGUGACAUCACUGGAGUUUCCCUCUGCAGAAGCAGCUUCCACUGCAUAAAUACUACAAGCUCUCUCGCAGAGGUUCACUCUAACACAAUAGCAACACAAAGAGAGAAGUACCACCAAAGAGCUCUAGAAGCACUUGAGGACACAGACACAGCAUCCAGUAAAGUUUUUAGUUGGUAGAUAUUUUAAAACAGCAAGCAGUUGUGAACAGCAUGGUUGCGUACACAACCACACUGGGUGACGUGGAGAUGGGUCUUGAGGACAGGACGGUGGUUUUGGUAGAAAAGAAGUCAUGUACAGGGCAGAUAUGGAAGGCGUCAGGGGCCCUUCUCAUUGUGGCCCUUUGUUUGGGAGGGGUCCUGCUGUUUGCUUGGUGCUGGAAUGGAAGGCCAGAAAUUAUGAUGCAAUCAGGCCAAACAGAAGCACAAGUAAAGGAGGACACAUCGAAGAAAACAGAUCCCCACUACACGCUGAGCCGAAUCAGCAGCAAAGCCAAGGCAGCCAUCCAUUUAGAAGGUAUCUACAACGAUGAGAGUUCGGAAAACCAGCUGGAGUGGAGAAACGAUCAAGGCCAGGCGUUUGCUCAGGGAGGUUUCCAACUAGUGAAGAACCAGAUUGUUAUCCCACAAACUGGCCUCUACUUCGUCUACAGCCAGGCAUCGUUCAGAGUCUCCUGCAGCAAUGGCAACGAGGAAAGAGCGGGAAAAGGCCUUACUCCUCUCAGCCACAGGGUCUGGCGUUACUCAGACUCCAUAGGAGGCAACGCUUCUCUGAUGAGCGCGGUGAGGUCGGUGUGCCAAAACACAGCUAAGGAGGACAACACAUCCGGACACGGCUGGUACAACGCAAUUUAUCUGGGUGCAGUGUUUCAGCUAAAUAAAGGAGACAAACUGUGGACGGAAACCAACCAGUCACCAGAGCUGGAGACCGAUGAGGGCGAGACUUUCUUCGGUGCGUUUGCACUAUGAAAUGACUCUUUGCUGUGAUACUAACAGGAAAGAUACAAAACUCUGCACAGUGUUUUUUUUUUUGUUUAUUAUUAUUCAUCUUCAUGGUGAUGUAGAAAUGUUUAAAUCUCAAAGGAGAUAAAGCUUGUAGCCAAGCAGGCGCUGCGGAUUUUUAAAAAGUCCUAUAAACUGUAACAGUUUGCAACAUUAUUUCCACUUUGAGCACUUUUUGUACAUUAUUUAUGCUGACCUGAGAUUGUAGUAUGCUGGACUUUUUCUGCUCUAUCAGAUCACGACACAGGCUCUUCCCUGGAGAGUUUAGUUCAAGGAUUAUAAUGAUAAUGGUCAGAGCUACUAUCAUGUACUUUUACAACUUGUAUGUAUUUAUUUGUAUUUAUUUAUAUUUAAAUCUUUGGGUUAGGUGUUAAAGAUGAUAUUUAUAUACUUAAUUAAAAUGCA
Micropterus dolomieu (smallmouth bass) is the source of this 1437-nucleotide messenger RNA. It is a transcript of the gene tnfb, whose product is annotated as tumor necrosis factor b (TNF superfamily, member 2). NCBI's taxonomy places the organism in Eukaryota, Metazoa, Chordata, Actinopteri, Centrarchiformes, Centrarchidae. Gene Ontology annotation, biological process: immune response. The record is from RefSeq and is a predicted model, not a curated record. Bases 244 to 999 code for a protein of 251 amino acids. Gene Ontology annotation, molecular function: tumor necrosis factor receptor binding. Gene Ontology annotation, cellular component: membrane. The transcript has 4 exons.